AUGGAGCUUGAGCUAGAGAAUAUGGCCCCUGAGCCCGCAACCGACAGAACCAGCAUUGACAGAGCAAACGCGCUUCUAGCACAGACUGAUACCAAUGAAGUCCAGAGGUUAAAAGCUGAAGCGACCAGCAUUCUGGGAGAGAGACACGCUAGUCUGGUUGGCAUGAAUGCAAUCGACAUUUUAAGGGUUAUCGGAAAUCUAACGACACGAAUCCCCGCGGCGCAACAAGAAGUCACCGAGCUCUGUAUAUCCAUUGCUUACCCACUACUCAUUCUACAAUGCCGCUCACUCGCAAAGAUGUUGACAUCUUUAUCAACCUUCGAUGACCAAGGCAGCGUUCCGGAUAUUUCCUGGUACUCGCAACAGCAGACAACAUUGGGCAGGCUAAGCCGAGACUUCCAUUGGUCCUACACCUGGAAAGCAGCAUGGAUUGAUGUUUUUAAUCGUUGGAAAAUAAAAGUCGAGGACUCGUCUUGGCUUAGCGCCAGGAUCGAUGGCAUGCGCAGCCAAAUAGCCGAGAUAUCGCCAAUCUUCAUUUCCAUCAAAGCAGCUUUCAGUCAGAUUACCAUUGUGACUGGGAUAUCUUUUGAUGAUGAAGUAAAUAAUAUUGAAAACACAUUCAAAAUGUUCGAGACGUAUUUGGACCAGUGCGCAGCGAAAGUCGACGAGCUAAGUAUCGAAGAGCGAUCGAAACAUCUGUCACCGUUGUCAAAUCCUCCUCGGGCCCAAUCAUGGACGAGUGGUGCCAAUGUUUCAUCUAGCGGAAUUGCACAGAGGACAUCGUUUGGAAAGCGUGCUACUAUUAUUAGCAACCAACCAGCGGUCCAAACCAUGGACAAGUUUCAAACGCGAUGGGCCCAGGCGACAAGUCUCUUUGGACCUCUCUUUCAACUUGCUAAAUCACCCGUCCUCAUUAUCCUGGCCGUGGCCAUGCCAUUCACGAUAUACUCCACCUAUCUCUGCGAGACUCCAGACGACCUGCCCGUGGUAGACAGCAAUUUCUGGUCGACGUUAAGCCAGUGCAUUGCCGGAUUCGCAGGGCUCUACGUAGUUAUUAGGCCGAUGCUCAGCACUAGUCAGAAGGAUAAGAUCCGGACGGAAUUCCCGAAGGUCUUCUAUACGAUGCUAGUAUUGUCACUGACAACCAGCAUCGCGAGUGUCUUGGCUUACAUUUGGAGCCCACCGGCUAGCAUUCCACUGGCUUAUGUAUCCGGAUUGGCGCUUAAUCUUGCAACAUUGCUGAUUAUCAAAGACUCGGGUAAUCAAAUAAAGGAGACUAAUAGAAUGAAUGAACAUCUAGAAGGCGAAGUAGACGACUUAAAAGGUGAAGUCGUCGGCUUAGAGACAGAGCUUGCUGGAUAUCGGACGAGGAGAUAA
This is a messenger RNA of Clonostachys solani, 1377 nucleotides long. The record is from the annotation of a GenBank genome assembly. Lineage: Eukaryota; Fungi; Ascomycota; Sordariomycetes; Hypocreales; Bionectriaceae.